AUGUCCGGUGAAGACUGUGAGUCUCUUGAUAAAGGUGACAGUGAUGGACAAAAGCCUGACAAAAUGUUUACGCUGAAAAAGUGGAAUGCCGUGGCAAUGUGGAGCUGGGAUGUUGAAUGCGAUACUUGUGCUAUUUGCCGCGUUCAGGUCAUGGACGCCUGUCUAAGGUGCCAGGGUGAAAGCAAGAAGGACUCAUACGGCAAGCAAGACUGCGUGGUGGUUUGGGGCGAGUGCAAUCACAGCUUCCACUUCUGCUGUAUGUCUCUAUGGGUGAAACAGAACAACCGCUGUCCGCUGUGCCAGCAAGAGUGGUCGAUACAACGAAUGGGCAAGUAGAUGUGGCUUGUUACCAUCUUGCUCUAUACGAAGAUAGAAGCUGGCGUUAUUUUCGUAAAAGAGCGUCCAAUAAUUACGUGAGGUGUUUGAGGGGAUAUCGCUCAAACUUAAAUAAAGGAGGCAAACUAUUAGCAAAUAUCGCCAGAAUUUUCUGCCAGAUAAAGUGUAAAAUGUCAAGAAAAUCUAAGAAAAUUAUUUAAAAAAUGUCUCUAUACUAAAUAUUUUGCUUAAUCCUCCUGCACAAUAAUAUUGUUUUAUUCAGAAAGUAGUAAAAUAUAUAAUCAAAGCACAGAUUAACGUAUUUAAUUGCCAAAAUCACCUCACAUAAUGAAUGGAUAUCCCCAAAGUCCAAGGUAUACAAAUAACAUGUAGCUCAAUUUGAUGUUAUCCGUAACCACCAAACAAAUCUGUAGGUAAUCUGUUAAUAAUUUCUAUAUUCUUUUUACACAACACGUAUCUACAUAUACACGUAUCUAUCAAGUACAUAUUAGAUAUCGCCGAGUUUAGAGAACGAAGAAAUUAUAAAUAACACAGUGCAGAUUAGUUUUGUGUCGCGCUUUACAUUGCAAAUUAAGCUAAAUGUUUAUUCAAUAUUUGGAUCACAUAACCUUCUUAGAAACGUUGGUUUAUUCUUUUGCGCUGUGAAUAAUAUUUUAUGUAAGUCGUGUUCUUAAAUAAAUGCUUUAUUAUUUGAA
Pararge aegeria (speckled wood butterfly) is the source of this 1031-nucleotide messenger RNA. It is a transcript of the gene Roc2, whose product is annotated as RING-box protein 2. Gene Ontology annotation, molecular function: cullin family protein binding; ubiquitin protein ligase activity; zinc ion binding. The transcript is spliced from 2 exons. The coding region runs from base 1 to 336 and encodes 111 amino acids. The record is from RefSeq and is a predicted model, not a curated record. NCBI's taxonomy places the organism in Eukaryota, Metazoa, Arthropoda, Insecta, Lepidoptera, Nymphalidae. Gene Ontology annotation, biological process: ubiquitin-dependent protein catabolic process; protein ubiquitination. Gene Ontology annotation, cellular component: Cul5-RING ubiquitin ligase complex; nucleus.